AUGGGUGCUUGUAGUUAAGGAUAGAAUAUUGAGAAUUUAAAGGGAAAAGAAAGAACAUUAACAAAAUUAGUGGGAUAUUUUUACAGUAUUCCAAUGCAACAACAUCCAGACAUUGACAGUUUAGUAAUAACGAAAUUAGAGAGAUAAAAAAUAAUUUCAAGAAGAUUGAGUAAGAAUCUCAUUGAAGAAAUCGUAUUCUUUUUAAAUUCUCGCAAGAUUAGAAAUAGAGAAUAGGACGAUUUACUUGAUCAUUUUAAUUAUGUAUACAACUAGUCUUUUAAGAAAUUGAAUGACUUUAAUACCAACCUGGGGAAGAUGAUAUUGAUUACCUCCGUCGAAGUCUUAUUGUGUUAUAAGUCUCUUGAAAUGGGAGAGUUGACACCAGUAGAUGUAUGGUGGGUAGAAGAUCAUUUUUUAUGGAGGUAUUGCCAAUUAUAGGAUCAGUACAAAGUUGAAUAUGAUCAUUUUUUGGAUUUCAAUUAUCUAAUCAAAUUUAUGUAUCUGUUGAAGGAGUGUGCAAGAAUAGAACUGAAAAAGAUGAAUUUAGAAUUGAAAUAAUUGAUAAGUUCCAUCAAAACUGAACAAAGCUAAUAAUAGGAUUUCCCAAACACAGCCAGAACUGUGGAUAGUUUUAAACCAUUAAAUAAAAGAUUAGACACAUUUUGA
This is a messenger RNA of Paramecium tetraurelia, 666 nucleotides long. RefSeq lists its product as uncharacterized. The transcript has 2 exons. Lineage: Eukaryota; Ciliophora; Oligohymenophorea; Peniculida; Parameciidae. The record is from RefSeq and is a predicted model, not a curated record.